Messenger RNA from Eublepharis macularius, 2944 nucleotides. RefSeq names its product early growth response 1 (gene EGR1). Gene Ontology annotation, biological process: regulation of transcription by RNA polymerase II. Bases 199 to 1812 code for a protein of 537 amino acids. NCBI's taxonomy places the organism in Eukaryota, Metazoa, Chordata, Lepidosauria, Squamata, Eublepharidae. Gene Ontology annotation, molecular function: DNA-binding transcription factor activity, RNA polymerase II-specific; RNA polymerase II cis-regulatory region sequence-specific DNA binding. The transcript has 2 exons. The record is from RefSeq and is a predicted model, not a curated record.
GCGAGUACAGCCGGGGCAGCCUAAGGCCGGGUGGGGGAGCCGAGCGCCUCCAGCGGGCAGAGCCGGGGGAACCCCAGGCCGGCCGAGGAGCUGCCGCCGCCGCCGCCGCCGCCGCCGCCCACCCCCGGCUUGCUUCUCUCUCCCCCUCUGCCUUGUUCUGACGUGCAGCCCCAGGCAAAGCCCCAGCCCCAGCGCCCGAUGGCCGCGGCCAAGGCCGAGACGCAGCUCUUGCCCUCGCUGCAGAUGGCCGAUCCCUUCAGCGCCUUCCCGCACUCGCCCCCCACCAUGGACACCAACUACCCCAAGCUGGAGGAGAUCAUGCUGCUCGCCAGCGGGGGCCCCCAGUUCCUCAGCUCCAUUGGCGGGCCCGAGAGCGGCGGCGGCGGAGGAGGCUUCAACCCCGCCGGCGAUGGAGGGGAGCAGUCCUUCGAGCACCUCGCCGCAGAUCCCUUUCCGGAGAUGUCCCUGAAUGGCGAAAAGGCCCUGGCGGAGAGCAGCUUCCCGAGCCAGACCACCCGCCUGCCGCCCAUCACCUACACGGGCCGCUUCUCGCUGGAGCCGGCGUGCUCGUCCGCGUCGAGUGGAGGCGGCGGCGGCGGCAGCGGGACCCCGCUGUGGCCCGAGCCCCUCUUCAGCCUAGUGAGCGGCCUGGUGGGCAUGGCCAACCAGCCGCCCUCCUCCUCGGCCUCCGUCUCGCCCCCCACCUCGGCGGCCGCCUCGCCCAGCCCGGCCCUGAGCUGCUCGGUGCAGGCUAGCGACCCCAGCCCCAUCUACUCGGCGGCGCCCACCUUCCCCAGCCCUGGCAGCGGCAACGGGGCCGAGAUCUUCCCAGAGGCGUCGAACCAGCCCUUCCCCAGCCCGUCGGGCUCCUCGCUGCAGUUCGCGCCGCCCGCCUACCCGGCAGCCAAGAGUUCCUUCCAGCUGCCCAUCAUCCCGGACUACCUGUUCCCUCAGCAGCCGCCCCCGAGCGAGCUUAGCCUGGAGCAGAAGCCCUUCCCCAGCCCGCCGCCCUCGCUCACGCCGCUCUCCACCAUCAAGGCCUUCGCCACGCAGAGCAGCGGCGGGCAGCAGGAGCACAAGAGCCUCCCGGGCGGCGGCGGCGCCUACCAGGCCCAGCUGGUCAAGCCCAGCCGCAUGAGGAAGUACCCCAACCGGCCCAGCAAGACGCCGCCGCACGAGCGGCCCUACGCCUGCCCCGUCGAGUCCUGCGAUCGCCGCUUCUCGCGCUCCGACGAGCUCACCCGUCACAUCCGCAUCCACACGGGCCAGAAGCCUUUCCAGUGCCGCAUCUGCAUGCGCAACUUCAGCCGGAGCGACCACCUCACCACCCACAUCCGCACGCACACAGGCGAGAAGCCCUUCGCCUGCGACAUCUGCGGCCGCAAGUUCGCCCGCAGCGACGAGCGCAAGCGCCACACCAAGAUCCACCUCCGGCAGAAGGACAAGAAGGCCGACAAGGGCCAGGCGCCGCCGGGGGGCACCGCCAGCGCCUCGCCCCUGGCCCCCUACGCCGCCUCGCCCGCGGCCUCCUUCCCCUCUCCCGCGCCGACCUCCUAUUCUCCCCCUGUGACGACGUAUUCGCCCCCCGUGACCUCAUACUCCUCGCCCGUGACGUCGCCCUUUCCCUCCUUCCCCUCCCCCUCGGUGGCCACCAGCUACGCUUCCAUCGCCUCCUCCGCCUUCCAAAGCCAGGCGGCGGCCACCCCUUUCCCCUCGCCCGGGGGCCUGGCCAGCCCCUUCAGCUCUCAAGUGACUUCGGCCCUUUCCGACAUGGCCUCCACUUUCUCACCACGGACAAUUGAGAUCUGUUGAGCGGGAGUGGGCAGAGAGAGGCCCUUUCCCGAGAGGAGGAGAUGCUGGUGGCGGAUCUUCCCGCUGGCCCUUGGGCCAGCAGACCUCGGCUCUGGGGUGGGGUGCAGGGGAGAGCUGACACUCGCCAGCCAACCUAUCCCCAGCUUCCAGCCGCCAUCGAGGUCCCGGGACUGUCCUUUUAACUUCAACUGCCUGGAAAAAGAAAAACAGUUGCUCCACCCCAUCGGAGUUCCUCUGCUUCUGUCCAAGGACACUGAUUUGCAUGGGCGAUGGUUAUCUCCUUCCAUGAUAAUUCCUCCCCCCCCCCGCCCCCCUCCAGCCGCGAUUCAUUAGGAAGCAAGGGACUUUGGCAUCCCUGCCCAGACAAUGUAUAUUGUAUAUGUGCCAUGGCUUUGCUCUCCUUCUGGGUUCUUGACAUGGAAACCUUUGCAUUCUCAUAUUGCAUUAUUUGGAGUAUGAAGGGCCAUCUUUUUGUAUAUGGUAAAUUUUUGCUCGUUUAGUGAUGACGAAGCUGUAAUGAGUUUUACAACUUGUUAGGGGGAGGGGGGCAAGGGAGAAAAAAUCAGCACUUAACUAUGUAUUUGAGCAUGUCAAGAGUGUGAUGUUCUUUGUAAAUAUCACCUUGAGGAUGAAACACUCUCUCACGUGGCAAAAAGUUUUCGUUUAGGUUUUUUUCCCUUUCAAGUCCCAAGUCUUGGUGCCUUGUUGUGAAGCCCUGCUGACGUCAUGCGUUUGUGUGAUUGGAUGCUUUGCAUCUAGCCUUAAGGUGAAAGGGAAAGUGUGGAAAGGGACUCAGGCUCAAAAACAAAAAGGAAGGAGCCCGAGGACAGAAUGUAAGCAAAAAAAAAAAUUCGAACUUCUCAAAAGUCUAUUUUUGUUACAGAAGUGUAAAUUUAUAAAUAUAUAUUCAGGAGUUGGAAUGUUGUAGUUACCUACUGAGUAGGCGGCAAUUUUUGUAUGUUAUGAACAUGCGGUUCAUUAUUUUUGUGGUUUUAUUUUUUGACUUUGUACUUGUGUUUGUUUAAACAAAAGUGACUGUUUGGCUUAUAAACACAUUGAAUGCGCUUUACUGCCAAUGGGAUAUUUGGUGUACAAUACCCUACAGAAAAGUCAAUAAACUAUCGAGAGACCA